This is a messenger RNA of Python bivittatus (Burmese python), 185 nucleotides long. Lineage: Eukaryota; Metazoa; Chordata; Lepidosauria; Squamata; Pythonidae. The record is from RefSeq and is a predicted model, not a curated record.
CUGUGUUAAAAGAAGAUGGGCACCAAAUAAUUCUUGAAGAAAUUCCAGACUGGAACGAUGUGCAGCUGAUUGUGAAUGGAGAGACCAUCUUUCAGUGCAACAUUAAUGAUUUAGAUUUUGGAGGAGAUGGAAAGCUGGAUCCUCUUUGCCAAGAAGCUAGAGAGGCAGUGUUAAAAGCCUACUGA